Paramecium octaurelia is the source of this 1996-nucleotide messenger RNA. The record is from the annotation of a GenBank genome assembly. NCBI's taxonomy places the organism in Eukaryota, Ciliophora, Oligohymenophorea, Peniculida, Parameciidae.
AUGAAUAAAUUUAAGAAAAAUGCUCACUAAUUGAUUGUUUAAAAGGAAAUUGAUGAAACGGAGAAAUUAUAAAAGUAUUUAUCAAAUGAAUAGAGAAAAAAGAUGUGGAUGUAACUCAUUACAUCAUAAGUAAUCUAAAUAAAACUGUAGGAUCUGAAGAAGUGAAUAAUUUUAUACGUAAUGCAAGUUAAAAGUUAUCAGAUGGUUUAUUCUAUGUCUUUAAAGAUUUUCAAUACAAAUAAUAUUCUACUUCAUAAAUUUAAGAAAUUCAGAAAAAUAUCGAAAUAUUAUAUAAUUUUAGUUUAAUUCUCUAAAGAUUUCUAGAAGGUGAUGUUGAUAUUUUAUAUCAAGUAAUGGUUUUAGUGCCUAAAUUGAAUGAAAAUUAUAUGAAAACAGUAUAAAGAAUUUACAUCUUCUUUUUAGAAUAUAAAAUCUAAUUAGAUGGGUAUUUACAGAUGGAAAACUCUCUUUUUUAAGCUAAUUCAAAUUUGAAAGUUUGUUUAGAUUAUUUAUAUCUAAAAUAUCAAUUCCUUGAAUAAUUAAAAUAAGUUGAAGAAAAAAAAAAUCUAUUAGAAUUAGAAAAAUAUCAGAUGAAAGUUGAUAAGAGUAAAAUGGAAGAUACUAUAAAAAUAAAUGAAGAUACGUUAAACAGUUUAAGAGAAUUAUUUGCAUAAAAUUAAGAUGAUAUAUAAAAUUAAAUAAAAUUGAUUAAAGAUUAGCAUUUGUAAGAAAUAACAAAUAUAAGUAAUGAUAAAAUUAAGGUUGAAUAAAUAAUUAGUGAGCUUUAAGAUCAAUAUACUGAUAUACAAUAUAAUUUUACAUAAUUAUAAAACGUUAAAACUUAAUAGGCUAUGGAAUUGUCACUAGUGAGAAAUCUAUAAAAUUAAAUGUUGAUUGAAUCUUAAAAUAAAGAAUAAACCAUUAAAUCUUAAAGUGAUCAGGCAAUAAAUUAAAUUGAGAAUUUAAAGAAGGAAUUGCUUGAAUAAUAACUUAAAAAUUAGAAAAUUUCAGAAUAUUGUUAAGACUUAUAGAUUUUAAAUGAGUAAAUGAGAAGUGAAUUUAAUUAACUAUAAGUAAAAUAUACAAUAGCUGAAUAUUAAAGAAGUCAAUUAUUUGAGGAAUGUAAAAAAAAUAAAGUUGAAAUAAAGAAGAAAACUGAUGAAAUAGUUAAAUUGUAAAAUGAAAAGAAAACAACAGACCUAGUUGGAUAGGUUUCAUAGUGUAACCAUGUAUCGCUCAUUUCAUUAUAAUAAUAAUGUGAUAAAGUUGAAAACUAACUGAAAUUAUUACCUAUUAAUAAUGAACCUAAUUAUUUGGAAAAAAAUAAUUUGGACCCUGUUGUCGUACUAAUAGGCAUCACUGAUUCUGGUAAAACUACUUUAUUUAAUAAAAUUUGCAAAUCUUAGGAAUAAGUAGAUGCAGCCAAAUCAACCACAAAGUAAUAUUACUCAUGAUAAAUUGUAAUAGGUAAUCUAUUCUUGGUUAAUCAGCUUAUGGACAAGGAUUUUAAGUAAUUGAUACUCCAGGACUAGCUACAUUAUAAAAUAAAAUUUAGCAAGCCGUUGGAAUCUUGAAUGCCGUUUCAUAUCAACCUUUAAAUAAAAUAUUUUUUAUUUUAAAAUUUGAAAAACUGUAGUUGAUGGUAAACCAAUUAUUCAAAUAAAUUUUUAUAUUUCAUAGAUACCGUAAACUUUUUAUAGCUGUUAUUACUCAUUUUGAUAAAUCUCAAGAAAAACAGUAGGAUUAAUAAAAAAUAUUAUAGGAAAUGAAAAAAUAUGGGAUAGAAUAAGUUUUAUUUUUUUCAAAUUAAGACUCUGGAUAAGAAAUCUGUAAUUAAAUUCACAUAAAAUUAAUAAACACUAUAUCAAUAUAGGUAGAAAUUACUGAUGUAGAAUUUCUAAAUAAUUUUGAUUUGCUUGAGGAUCCUGAAAUGGCAGAAGAUUUGUUUAAAUUCUACGAAGAACUAUUUAGUAUUUCCUCAAUGAUCAUAAAAUGA